UUUUUUGCUUGUUUUUUUUUUUUUUUUUUAAAUUCCCACUCGAGAUGUUGAAUGCGCUCGUUCCACGGCGCGUCCUCGCAUCAGACUGAUCCACAUUUGCGCGCAGGCUGAGGUGUGACUGUGUCGGUGUGCGCUCAACUCCGGGGCCGGUGAAGGCGCAGAGUGUGCACAGGUACGGAGCGGACCGGCGCACGCACGCACGCACGCACUCACUCAGGCACGCUCCACCACGCGCAGCAGCGGGAUUCUAUUGUUUCUAACAUUAAACUGGAAUCCAGAGUUGAACGAUCUGUUGGAAUUGGUUUAUUCAAUGACUUGGGGAGCUUGGAUCUGAAGUUAGAAUCCGACAUCUGUAACAACAAGAGAGUUUUAACAUCCACAUUCGUGUUCUUCUGGAGCUUUGACCAUGCAGCUGGACGGUCUGUGGACGGUCCACAUCCUUCUGGCGGCGCUGCUGUCCGGCUUCGCCCUCGGGAACCCGGUGAGCAACGACCCGCUGGCCGCCCCCCGGGUCUUCAUCUCCUUCAAAGAGCUGAGGUCCACCGGUACUGCUCAUCACUUCGCCUACCUCCUCAACACGUCCGACUACCGUAUCCUGCGCAUGGACGAGGACCACGACCGCAUGUACGUCGGCAGCAAGGACCAUAUCCUGUCCCUGGACCUCCACGACAUCAACAAGGAUCCACAUAUUAUCCACUGGCCGGUGUCCGAACGGAGACGGAUGGAGUGCCUCGUGAGUGGGAAGGACGCCAACGAUGAAUGUGCCAACUUCAUCCGUCUGAUCGAACCGUGGAACCGGACUCAGCUCUACGUCUGCGGAACCGGAGCCUACAACCCGGUCUGCACCUUCGUCAACCGUGGACGCAAACCUCAGACGUCCAUGUAUCUUCAGAUGGCCCAGGCCAGAGGACGCGCUAGCCGUGCAGCCGAACCCAGCGCGGUGCACGACACUCUCGGAUUAAAGGAGGAGAUCUUCCAUUUGGAGCCGGGCAAAGUGGAAUCUGGGAAGGGAAAGUGCUCGUACGACCCCAAGCUCAACAGUGUGUCAGCUCUGAUCAAUGGUGAACUCUACGCCGGAGUCUAUGUUGAUUUUAUGGGAACAGACUCGGCCAUUUUCCGGACCCUGGGGACGAAGACCGCCAUGAGGACGGACCAGUAUAACUCCAGAUGGUUGAAUGAUCCCACUUUCGUCCAUGUUCACCUCAUCCCCGACAGCGCCGAGAGAAAUGACGACAAGCUGUAUUUCUUCUUCCGGGAGAAGUCGUCUGAGAUGGGCCAGAGUCCGGUGACCCAGUCCCGUAUUGGACGCAUCUGCCUGAAUGACGAUGGUGGACACUGCUGCCUGGUCAACAAGUGGAGCACCUUCCUGAAGGCCCGGCUCAUCUGUUCGGUUCCGGGUGCCGAUGGGAUGGAGACGCAUUUCGACGAGCUCCGAGAUGUUUACAUCCAGCCGACACAGGACACAAAAAACCCCGUCAUAUAUGGAGUCUUCUCUGUUUCUGGGUCGGUGUUUAAGGGCUCGGCGGUUUGUGUCUACUCCAUGGCCGACAUCCGGAUGGUUUUCAACGGACCCUUCGCCCACAAGGAGGGUCCCAACUACCAGUGGGUGGCCUACACCGGGAAGAUCCCCUACCCUAGACCGGGCACGUGCCCUGGAGGUACGUUCACCCCCAACAUGAAGUCCACCAAGGACUAUCCAGACGAAGUGAUUAACUUCAUGAGGAAUCACCCUGCCAUGUACAACGCCGUGUACCCGGUACACAAGCGCCCCCUGGUGGUUCGGACCAACGUGGACUAUGAGUUCACCACCAUCACCGUGGACCAGGUGACGGCUGCAGACGGAAACUACGAGGUGCUCUUCUUAGGAACCGACAAAGGGACGGUGCAGAAGGUCAUCGUUCUGCCCAGAGACGACCUGCAGACGGAGGAACUGGUCCUGGAGGAGGUGGAGGUCUUCAAGGCCCCGACUCCGAUUACAACGAUGAAGAUCUCGUCCAAAAGGCAACAGCUGUACGUGUCGUCGGCGGUGGGUCUGACCCAGCUCGCCCUCCACCGCUGUGACGUGUACGGUGAGGCGUGCGCCGACUGCUGCCUGGCCCGAGACCCGUACUGCGCCUGGGACGGGAAGUCCUGCUCCCGAUACUCGGCGUCGCAGAAGAGGUCUGACCCAUUUAGACGAAGCCGGAGGCAGGACGUCAAGUACGGGAACCCCAUCCGCCAAUGCAGAGGCUUCAACUCCAACGCCAAUAAGAACACUCUGGAGAUGGUUCAGUAUGGCGUGGAGGGAAGCAGUACGUUCCUAGAGUGUCAGGCCCGGUCUCCGCAUGCCCUCAUCAAAUGGCAUCUGCAGAGAGACAACAGCGACCGCAGGAAAGAGUUGCGAUCCGACGGUCGGAUUCUGAAGACGGACCAGGGCCUCCUGCUCCGGUCUCUGCAGCCGUCCGACUCCGGCCUGUACCAAUGCUCGGCCACGGAGAAGAACUUCAAGCACACGCUGGUCAAACUGCAGCUGGUUGUCCUGUCCAGUCGUGCCGUCAACAACGUCCUGGUGGAGGGCGGCGGCGGCGGGGGUCUGGUACCAUCCUCCCUCCACUCCAGCACCCAGUGGACCCCCAGCGCCGGCCAGUACAAGGAUCUGCUGACAAUCCUGAGCCAGCCCGAGAUGACCCUCAUCAACCAGUACUGUCAGGACUACUGGCAGUUCGGAGACCCCCUGCUGGGCGCCCUCAAGGCCAAAGACCUGAAGGAGCUGAAGGAGCAGAAGAAACCUCGCAACCGCCGGCAUCACGGGGACGACGGCGAGGAGAACGAGGAGCAGGAGGAGGCAGAGACAUGAGGAGGUCCGCGGGAGAGACUCGACUCAAUACGAGUAGCAACGUGAAAAAAAAAAAGUUCAACUCCACGAACCGGAAAAAAGCAAACUGAGAAAAAAAAAGAGGCUUACAAACAAAACAAAACAAAACCCCCACGUACAUCCUCUCAAACAGUAAGAUAUAUGAUACACAGUAUUUAUUGUAGGUUGUAUAUAGUAUCAUUCUGUGGAUUUCUUUGUACUUAUAGAAAAAACAUGCUCUUUGUGUAUAGGUACCUUUGGGGCAAAUAUUAUUGUUAUUAUUGUUGUUGUUUAUUUUAUUGUUGCUGUUACUGUCAUUACAAACCUUCUGUCAACAUCACGUGACCUGUUGGGAACGAGAGGAGUGGGCUUCGAUUAAGGGGGUGAUGGGAUCUCUGGUGUUCUCUGCUUGCUUCGACUCGACGCCAGGACUCUUUUUUUUUAUUACUUUUAUUUACGGACACUUCGGGAGCGACGCCCCGCCCUCAUCGGACCUGAACUGGGACACGGACUUUACAUUUGCAGAGGAGGGGGAGGGGCCAUCGGAUGGGAUUGGAUCGUGGUCCCAAAGUUUCCCCAGAAGGGAACCUGAACGUACACAUGACUGUUAAAAUUAUCCAACUGGGCCCUCAUGUCGGAAACCGGUCUUGCCCUAUAUAUUUUUUUUUUCCUUCCAGAUUGGAGUUUUUGAUUGUUUUUGCUUCUUCUAAAAAGUGAUUGUGCAGUAGAAGUAAGCGAUAAAGUCAAACCGUUUUAUUUCCGAAAUGCAAAAAUCCUUCGAGGUGCAAUAGACGGUGGAGGUUUUGCACAAAAGGGCAUUAUUCUUUUAUUUUUAAGGGACAAUGGCUGGGGCCGAAUGCAACGAGCACACACUCGGGCCAAGUAAAGGCUCUAUAGACUUGAUGUGGCGCCCGGAUCAGGCAGCGGCGUUUGCUCUGAGCACAAGACGUCUAGUUUUGUUCUUCCUUCCUUGGUGCGUUUCAAUCCUAUGACAUUCACGUGUGGAAAAAAUAAUUGCCCGUAUACACAACAGAGCAUCGUAACAAUGUUGUGACACUAACCAAACUAUUGGGAAGCUGGCUUUCAUUGUGUGCAUGAACCUGUAUUUGUACUGUAAUUCUGAUAAGAUACUGUGUGGUCAUUUUUUUUAUUUGUUUUAUUUCCUUUUGGUUUUCUUCUUUUUCUUCAUCUCGAGGGAUGUACAGUCUGAGGGAGGAAACGCUUUAAACACCCAACAUACCUCUGUAUGAAGAAAGAUGUGUCUUUUCAUCGGAGGUCGACAUGUACCUCUCUGUAGAAAGACAAGUUAUCGUCUGCUACAUUCACAUCGCAGAUAAAAGGUCCCAUACGUGUAUGUCGCAGCCAUACGAUUUCCGUUUUGAUAUUAAGAAAUGGAAAACAGAAGAUGACUCGAAUUUUGUUUUUCGGAUUAAAAUUGGUGAAUAGAAAAUUAGUUGUAUUUCAUUUUAAAAUCAUGAGCGAAAAACAGGAAACGGCUCGAAUUUUGUUUCUCGGUUUAAAAUCGGUGAACAGAAAACAACUCGUAUUUUGUUUUAAAAUCACGAGCGAAAAUCGGAAAACAACUCGAAGAUUGUUUUUCGGUUUAAAAUCGGUAAAUUGAAAACGACUCGUAUUUUGUUUUAAAAUCAUGAGCGAAAAUCAGAAAACGACUCGAAUUUUGUUUUUCUGUUUAAAAUCGGUGAGCGGAAAACGACUCAUAUUUCAUUUUAAAAUCAUGAGCGAAAAACAGAAAACGACUUGAAUUUUGUUUUUUGGUUUAAAAUCGGUGAAUGGAAAACAACUUGUAUUUUGUUUUAAAAUCAUGAUUGAAAAACGGAAAACGACUUGAAUUUUGUUUUUCACUUUAAAAUCAGUGAAUGGAAAAACGACUCGUAUUUCGUUUUAAAAUUGGUGAAAGAAAAGCAGAUAACAACUCAUAUGUCCUUUUUCGGUUUAAAAUUAGUGAAAGGAAAACGAGUCGUAUUUCGUUUUAAAAUUGGUGUAUGAAAAAUGGAAAAGGACUUGUAUCUGUUGUCAGAAAAUUGAAGCAACAAAAAAUGAGAAACAGCUCUUAAACUGACCUCAGGUGCUGUGGAAACUGGAAAAUUGGGAUUGAUAAAAAUGUUGUUCCCGUUCCAUUCCCAUUUUGCCAUAGGUAGGUCUUUCUUAAUGACCUGGAAGACAUUGUUUUCCCGAGUUUUCCCACGAGACCCAUGAAACUAAAGAAGACGUUUGUUGUUCAGAUUUAUUUGCUGCAAGAAGAUGUCUUCAGAUCAGGAUCCAGAUUUUACGAACCCUCUGGAGUCGGAGUGUAAUUUGGUCAUUUUGGAAUACUUUGUGUGUCCAGUGCGCUCCACAUUCAAAUAGCACAUAAUUUUUCGGACAUUUUCCACAGGAGCUGAAGUUACAGAGCCGUUUCCCGUUUUUUUUGUUCGUUUGUUUUGUUUUGUUUUUUUAUGAUGAACAACAGGAUACAAGUCCUUUUCCGUUUUUUGUUGACCGAUUUUAAAACGAACUUCAAGUCAUUUUUGUUUUUUUCAUUUUGUAAUUUCAAAACGGAAAUCGGAUGGCUGCGACAUACACACACCGCAAAAGUCGCCCAAAUCCGACUUUUUUUGCCCAUAAGUGACUCAUAUCUGACUUCGUUAUGACAGUAUGAACAUCACAAAUCAGAUCCAGGAUACUUUCAUAUGUGUCCUAAAUUAGAUCUUCAGUCUGAUCGGUUGCAUUUUAUCCGACUUUUGCGACAUUGAAAUCCGACAAACGUCACAGUUCUGCAGAAUCCGGACAGAUCCAUAUUUACUUCCAUAAACACAGACUGUUCACACAAGUCUGAUGACAUUGCAUUUACAUUAUAAUGUGAACAACAGCAACAACAAAAAAAUCGGACAUGAGUAUUAACACCUGCAGUGUGAUCGUAGCGUCAGUUUAGAUGGAAAACAAACUUAAACCACAGCAGUUAAACUUUAUUUCUUUUAUUCAUUGAACGUGGAAAUGACAAACAAAGCAUUUUAAUUAAGACACUGUAAACACCUGGUUCAGCUCUGAUUCUUUGCUUCUGGGAAGAUGCAUCCAUCAUUCAUACAGGGGUAUCUGUAUCUGCUGCCCCUUUUCCACCAACAUUACCAGGAACUUUUAAUACCAGGGAUUUAUGGACCUGGCUCAUAAUGUAUGGGGGAGUAGUUAAAAAAAAAAAAAAAUCUGCAUUACACCUCCAGUCCAGUAGGUGGCGACCAACAAACCCACAUCGCUAAUAAAACCAUACAAACUGCACAGAAAUGGUGCAGAUGCACAGUGGAAAAAACUUACCCCUUUACUGCGAACUUUUUAACUUUCUAGUUAAAUGCAAAUAUUAAGAAAGUAUUUUAAUCAAGGUCGAAACACAUUGGUAUUAACACACUAUAAACACCUGGUUCAGCUCUGAUUUUUCACCUCUGGGAAGAUACAUCCAUCAUUCAUACAGGGGUACCUAUGUAUCUGCAGCCCCUUUUCCACCAAUAUUACCAGGAACUUUUAAUACCAGGGAUUUAUGGACCUCGAUAAAUGAAUACCUGGUAUUCUGUGAAGUUUCCACCUCAAAGUUUUGGAAAAUGUAUUCGGAUCAACCUGAUGAUGCUUGGGGGAGUGGUAAAAGGAACUGCACUACAUCUCCAGUCCAGUAGGUGGAGCUAAGAAGCAAGGUUUUUAUUGUUAAGGAAAACGAACGAAAUGACGAAAACUAGAAUUGAUAAAACAUUUUCGUUAUCUGAAAUAAAUAAAAACUGCAAUUAAAAGAAAAAAACGAUAACUAACUGAAACUGUAUUGUGAUCUUACAAAAUUAAUAAAACGUCUUUGCCAAUGAUGGAUUGAUAUGAAAUUGAUUUAUUUCGCUAGAGCAAUUUUAGCUAGCGGCACCAUAGAGCAGCAGCAGCAGCAGAGUCCUGUAUGGGAUUUCUGUGAAUACGACGACGAGGAAAAUAAAAGAUAGGGAAAAACCAAAACUAAUGCUAAAACUUAGCAUUUAGAAAAUAAAUACCCCGAAAACUAGUAAAAAUUAGCAAACCUGCUCUAAAAACUAAUUAAAACUAACUAAAUUAGAGAAAAGAAAGUCAAAACUAACUAUAGCGAAAAAUCCAAAACUAUUAUAACCUUGCUAAGAAGAAGCACAAUGGCAAAUAAAACUAUGUAAACCCUAAACUGCAAUGAAAAGAUGCUGUGAACUUUUUUUCAGGGAAAGUUUGCAGUUAAAACUUCGGACAGCAGAGUGUUAGAGUAACCAUAGAAAUGACCGUCUACACCUUAUGUUUUUUGCGUAGUAUCAAAUAGUUAUAUAUGAACCUAAAUUCAACAGUUCAACCAACAUUACUGCUGUUUGCAGUUAAAACUUCGGACAGCAGAGUGUUAGAGUAACCAUAGAAAUGACCGUCUACACCUUAUGUUUAUUGCGUAGUAUCAAAUAGUUAUAUAUGAACCUAAAUUCAACAGUUCAACCAACAUUACUGCUGUUUCUUCCUCUUUUUUUUACCCGGUAAUGUCAUUGGAAACGAGGUUUUUUCAAAAUUCCAGGUAAAUAAUUCAAAUUCCUGCGGUGGAAAAGGGGCUCAUGUAUCUGCUCUGGGAUCUGGGAUGCAUUGGAAUUCCCAGGAUCCCAAACAAACCGUGAAAAAAAAUGCAAGGAAAGGUUGUACAAUUUGUUGGAAUUUUAAAAAUGUGUCUUUAGUUUUUGAGUGUUUAUUUUUAAUUUUUCUGUUUUUUUUUAUUUUCUUUGCAUCAUCAGACUUUAUGAAAAAAGAAAAAAAGUAAAUGCACAGAGGUGAUGUUAAUGUAAUGACUUGUGUAAAUUACACUUCUAUCUUCCCUUUCCAUUGUUGUUGCUGACUAAUAAAUUAAAGCUCUAUAUUUUAUAAGAAUGGAAUGCUCCCCCCCUUCAUUGUGAUUGGCUUGAUACUGAAUGUUUUUCAUGUUCUACCCAGAAAACCCUCUGGAUCCUUGGAAUAAAGUUGUACCUGUUAAAGAGA
This is a messenger RNA of Sphaeramia orbicularis (orbiculate cardinalfish), 7831 nucleotides long. Its product is annotated as semaphorin-3F-like. The transcript is spliced from 19 exons. NCBI's taxonomy places the organism in Eukaryota, Metazoa, Chordata, Actinopteri, Kurtiformes, Apogonidae. Gene Ontology annotation, cellular component: plasma membrane. Gene Ontology annotation, biological process: neural crest cell migration; axon guidance; semaphorin-plexin signaling pathway. The record is from RefSeq and is a predicted model, not a curated record. Gene Ontology annotation, molecular function: semaphorin receptor binding; chemorepellent activity. Bases 407 to 2836 code for a protein of 809 amino acids.